AUGGUUGCCCCUGCCCCUGCCAUACAUACCACCGUAGGCGGAAAUUCUGCCUUCCACAACUUCAACAAUGACUUCGCCCAUAUUACAGACGCCAAUGAGCGAAGACGUCUUGCUCUUGCCGAGAUCGAUAGAGCUCCAUUCGGAUGGUAUCACGUCCGUGCCUGUGUUGUCGCAGGCAUUGGUUUCUUUACCGAUUCCUACGAUAUCUUUGCCAUCAAUUUGGUCACCUCUAUGUUGGGUAUAGCAUUUUUCCAGAACAGUGUCUCAAAGGGUUCGAUUCCAACAACCAGUGAUACUGCUAUCAAGGUUGCCACUUCCGGUGGAACUGUUAUUGGUCAACUUGGUUUCGGAUGGCUUGCAGAUGUUGUCGGUCGUAAGAAGAUGUAUGGUCUUGAGUUGAUGAUUAUCAUCUUUGCUACUCUCGCUCAAGCUCUUUCUUCUCCGUCCCACGCUGUAUCUAUUGUCGGUCUAUUCAUCUUCUGGCGUGUAUUGAUGGGUAUCGGUAUUGGUGGAGACUAUCCUUUGUCAAGUGUUAUCACUUCCGAAUUCGCAACCACUAAAUGGAGAGGAGCUAUGAUGAACGCGGUAUUCGCCAUGCAAGGUAUUGGACAAUUUACUGCUGCCAUCAUUGCUUUGAUUGUCACCGUAGGUUUCAAAGAGUCCCUUUUGACUGGAUCAAAGGCCUCAACUUGCACUGGCGUUUGUCAACUUGCCGUUGACAAGAUGUGGCGUGUUAUCAUCGGUUUCGGUGCCGUCCCAGGUUGCAUUGCUCUCUACUAUCGUUUGACCAUUCCCGAAACACCUCGAUACACCUUUGAUGUUGCCCGUGAUGUUGAACAAGCUACCGAGGAUGUACAAGCCUACAAGCAUGGAAAGAGCCAUGGUGAACCAGAUGAGAUCACUCGCGCUACCACCAACAAUCAAGCUGCUCAAGAACUCGAGAUCCCCAAGGCCAGCUGGUCAGACUUUAUCGCCCAUUACAAACAAUGGAGAUUCGGCAAGGUCCUCCUCGGUACAGCAGGUUCAUGGUUUUUUCUUGAUGUCGCCUACUAUGGUCUCGGUCUCAACAACUCCGUCAUUCUCUCCGCUAUUGGCUGGUCUGGUGGUCAUAACAUGUAUGAAGUUUUCUACAAAACUGCCGUUGGUAACCUUAUUCUCGUCUGUGCCGGUGCUAUUCCUGGAUACUGGGUCUCUGUCGCUACAAUCGAUACUCUCGGCCGCAAGCCGAUCCAAUUUAUGGGCUUCACCAUUCUUACCAUUCUCUUCAUCAUCAUCGGGUUCGCUUAUAACAAACUUUCCGGUCAUGCCCUUCUAGCCCUUUACGUCAUCGCCCAAUUCUUCUUCAACUUCGGUCCUAACUCUACCACUUUCAUCGUACCAGGUGAAUGUUUCCCUACACGCUACAGAUCUACAUCUCACGGUAUCUCUGCUGCUUCCGGAAAGAUAGGAGCUAUUAUUGCACAAGUUGUUUUCGGACCACUCCGAACAAAAGGUGCUGCUCCAGGCGCUACUGGCGCUGCAGCCAGCCCAUGGUUAAAUCAUGUUAUGCAAAUUUUUGCAUUGUUCAUGUUAUUGGGAUUGUUUACCACUUUCCUCAUUCCCGAGACCAAGAGAAAGACUCUCGAAGAGUUGGCUGGUGAAGUUCCAGGAACUCCUAAUUAUGACCCUGCUUUGGCUAGAUACACUGCUGGAGCCCAAAAGAGUGGUCACUCGAGUCAUGAGGGCAUUGCGCAUGAGACUCAACCUGAAAAGAUUGUUUAA
Messenger RNA from Botrytis deweyae, 1761 nucleotides. RefSeq lists its product as uncharacterized. NCBI's taxonomy places the organism in Eukaryota, Fungi, Ascomycota, Leotiomycetes, Helotiales, Sclerotiniaceae. Gene Ontology annotation, biological process: transmembrane transport; phosphate ion transport. The record is from RefSeq and is a predicted model, not a curated record. Bases 1 to 1761 code for a protein of 586 amino acids. The transcript is spliced from 4 exons. Gene Ontology annotation, molecular function: phosphate transmembrane transporter activity. Gene Ontology annotation, cellular component: membrane.